This is a messenger RNA of Nerophis lumbriciformis (worm pipefish), 2218 nucleotides long. RefSeq names its product TBC1 domain family member 24-like. Lineage: Eukaryota; Metazoa; Chordata; Actinopteri; Syngnathiformes; Syngnathidae. The record is from RefSeq and is a predicted model, not a curated record.
UUCAUUUCUCGAAUGCAAAGGGCUUGACCUGAUUCAUGUCUCAAGCUUGCCAGAGUUCUCCAACUGUGGAAAUAUUAAUUCAAUCUCUCUGUACGCAUCCACGGACCAAGACUUGAGUACCAUGACGGGAGGAAGAAGCAGACAGAGGUCUCACUCCUAUUACAGCCCAGAGGAUUGCAAGAAUUACGGUGUGCAGACACAGACUGAGGACAUUUUCCAGAGACCUCGUUCCAGGUCUUUUUACAGUUAUGAAACAUCGGAGCCUUGCUCCGACAACGAUUUUGAAAGCGUGACCACGACUAGUGCACUGAAGCACAAAGCGGUCACCAUACAACAUCCUGUAAGCAAAAACGAAAAGUCCAAUUCUAAACUCAAUAAGCACUCACUCUCGAGAGAUCUUAAUGGUAGCAAAGGUAGUCUGAAGUCUGUGUCCAUGAUGACUAUCUCAGAGUCUGACAACUGGGAGAUCUGCUCCAGCUCUGGGAUGAAAUAUGGCCAGUUUGUGGACUGGGAGAAAAUCGAUCCGGAAGCUGCGGCUCGGUACCAGCAGAUACUUGAGAGCGAGCACCCCCAGUUGAAGGCCAUGGGCCGACGAGGAUUCUGGGCGAUUCUUCAUACACUGAGAGCAAAGGCUUACUAUCACAUCAUUCACGGCAUCCAUUCCAGGUGUGUCACGCCUGAAAGAGAUGUCUACUAUGAACUGUGCAAAAAGCUCUUUGGAGAACAAAAACUCAGCAACCACCCAGUUCCAGAGUACAUGGAGGCUGGAGAAAUACCAAGGUACUGUCUCAACAAAGCGGGUCUGAAUUCUGUGAAAAAGAUUCUUCUCUGCCUGGGGAGAUAUUUCCCAGACAUGAACUUCUGCCCCAUCCUUCCUGCUUUGGUCUCACUCAUCUUACACUUCAGCCAGGAUGAGGCCGAAUGCUUCUACAGCGUAUCCAGACUGAUCUGCUACAACGACCCGAACAAGCGUUACAUUGAUCAGACCUUCCUCACAUACCGAGCCUCGUGCAUGACCUUCGGAGACCUUGCAAACAGAUGUUGCCGGGGCAUCCGGAAGCUGAUUGCCAGCUCUCACCAGAACCUUUUCGAGUUCUAUUCUGACUGGAUCAUGUGGAUCUUUGCUGAUCUUCCAUUUACAUAUGCUAUCAGAGUACUGGAUGUCUACUUGUUGGAGGGCUACAAGGUUCUUUACAGGGUGGCAUUGACUUUGCUCAGCCUCUACAAAGUCUCUGUGUCAUCUCGAGUUGCAGACGUAGAGGAUUUCCGCACGGAUAUGAAACGGUUCGUGCAGAAUGUAAAUCGCCACUGCACGGCUGAGAAUCUUCUGGAACGAGCUUUCAUGGUUCCAAUUGCGACAAGGAGGGAGCUCAAUCUCCUGUUCAAAGCCAAUAAGGUCUCCCUCAUGCAAAAAGGGGUCAGCAUUCACCAGAAAAGGCAGUCAGUGGAUACAGUGGACUUCAACAACCUGAGCUCUGGUGUGGUGACAGGGACUGAGAUGUCAGUGGUCUGGGCCUGGAUACCAGAACGCUUUGCCCUUUUCAGUCCCAUUAAGCUCUUUAGCAAAACGGAAAACGGAGGAAGUCUCGCAUCAUUCUACUCUUACGUGGAGGGACAUGAACCUGCAGUGUUGAUCAUCAAAACUGUGGAUGAAGAGGUCUUUGGUGCCUUCAUUUCAACGGAUAUGACAGAAAGGCACAAAUAUGACUCAAAUAAACUCACAUUUUUUGGAACCUGUGAAUGUUUCGUUUUUACGCUCCGUCCCAGCAUGGAGCGCUACCAGCGAGCCAUGGUCAACAUCAUGACCAGGAAAGUGUCCCCUCAGCAGUCUCAGGACAUCCCCCCGACUCUCACAUGUCCAGCCGGGACGCCCCAGGACCCCAGCUUCUUGACAGUUCCUUUCACCGCCCCCUCUGAGGAACCGAUGACCACUAAAGAGCCGAAGAGAUCCAAGGAACAAGAAGCCUCCAAGUUCAUAGCAGGCAGUAGCAAGCGCCUCCUUGUCGGUGGAGACGGAGGCCACGCUAUCUGCCUUCAAGAAGACUUGGAGGGAGGAUUCACAGAACAUUGUGACACAUUCAAGAGUACGCCGCUCUGCAAAGGACAUUUUAAGAUCCAGUCCCUGGAAGUGUGGGGAAUCCAGAACUCUAUUUCUUUUUCUCAUUGUUUUUCAUCCCAGCAAAAUGUCUGAAAAAAAUACAUCACUUUUUGACUUUUA